AUGGCACUAGAUUCAAAAGAAAACACCAACGACCCCGACACCAUCUUCAAAACCGGCCUGCUAGCCGAAAUACACACCGAAAACCCAGCCCCCAACCCCGUAACCCGCUUCCCGCCAGAACCAAACGGCGUCCUCCACCUCGGGCACGCAAAAGCAAUCGCCAUAAACUUCGGAUUCGCAGCGUACCACGGCGGCAUCUGCUACCUGCGCUAUGAUGACACGAACCCCGCGAACGAGGAGGAGAGGUACGUCACGGCCAUCGCGGACAUGGUGAAAUGGUUAGGGUUUGAACCGGCGAUGGUCACGUCCUCGAGUGAUUACUUUGAGCGGCUUUAUGAGAUGGCUGAGGAGUUGAUUAGGCGGGAUGGGGCCCGAUCCUCCGCUGAUGAUAUUAUGGUAGAGAAUGAGAUUGCUCAACAGCGCGGCAGCGGCAAGGGGGGGCCCCGCUACGCAUGUCGGCACCGGAAUCGCCCUGUGGCUGAAUCUCUGCGCGAGUUUAGAGCCAUGCGUGAUGGGAAGUAUGCGCCCCAAGAGGCUCUCCUACGACUAAAGCAGGACCUCGAGUCCGGGAACCCGCAGAUGUGGGAUCUAACCGCGUACCGUGUCAUUGAUGUGGAUGGCAAAGUGGAAGGCAGUACACGGAGUGAAUGUGAUAGGGAUGGUAAAUGGAGAAUCUACCCAACGUACGACUUUGCGCAUUGCUUGGUCGAUAGUCUCGAGGGCAUAACGCACUCGCUGUGCACGAUGGAGUUCGAGCUCUCGAGGGUUUCGUAUGACUGGCUUUGCGAGAGACUUGGUGUUUACAGGCCGAUGCAGAGAGAAUACGCCCGCCUCAACCUCUCCGGCACCGUCCUCUCAAAACGCAAAACCCAAGCCCUCAUCUCCGCCGGGCACGUCCACGACUGGGACGACCCGCGCCUCUACACGCUCAUCGCCCUGAAACGCCGCGGCGUCCCACCAGGCGCUAUCCUCUCCUUCGUGAACGGGCUCGGCGUCUCAAAGGCAACCACUACAAUACCCAUCCAGCGAUUCGAGCAGAGCGUGCGGCGGUACCUGGAGCGGAGUGUGCCGCGCCUAAUGCUCAUUCUGGAUCCGGUCCCUGUGGUCAUUGAGAAUCUUGAUGAUGAGUAUGUUGAAAUGGUUGAGGUCCCGUUUUCGAGGGAGGAUGGGUUCGGUGUGCACUUUGUGCCGUUUACCAGGACGGUCUAUGUCGAUCGAGAUGAUUUUAGAGAGGCGGGCAGUAUAGAUUUCUUCCGGCUGGCGACGGGACAGUCGGUGGGCUUGAUGAGGGUGCCGUAUCCCGUUACUGCGACCGGUUUCGAGAAGGAUCCGUGCACUGGACUGGUUACGUUGAUACGGGCUCGUUAUGACAAGCCCACGGACGGCAAGACGUUCAAGAAGCCAAAGGCAUAUAUCCACUGGGUUGCGGAAUGCCCAUCGCUCAACAGUCCCCUCAAGGCCACAGUCCGCACCUACAAUCCCCUCUUCACAGUCGACAAUCCAGACUCUCAUCCACAGGGCUUUCUCUCUGUUGUUCGUCCACACUCAGAGAAUGUCUACCCGAGUGCACUUGUCGAGGUGGGUCUGAAGGAAAUCAUCCGCAGCGCUCCGUGGCCGAAAUCCCACCCUGGGCACCCAUUAGGAGGGCCAGCACAAGAAACGGGUGCAACUUUAGCAUUUGACAUGCCGGAAACUGUGCGUUUCCAGGGACCUCGAGUGGGGUAUUUCUGUUUGGACCGCGAUAGUUCUGAUGGCGGCAUCGUUCUGAAUCGAAUUGUGACGCUCAAGGAGGACGCGAGGAAAUAG
Molecule: messenger RNA, 1806 nt
Organism: Aspergillus mulundensis
Lineage: Eukaryota; Fungi; Ascomycota; Eurotiomycetes; Eurotiales; Aspergillaceae
Product: glutamine--tRNA ligase
Exons: 4
Coding region: 1-1806 (601 amino acids)
Biological process (GO): glutaminyl-tRNA aminoacylation; translation
Cellular component (GO): cytoplasm; cytosol
Molecular function (GO): glutamine-tRNA ligase activity; ATP binding
Source: RefSeq, a predicted model, not a curated record